Molecule: messenger RNA, 2457 nt
Organism: Fusarium falciforme
Lineage: Eukaryota; Fungi; Ascomycota; Sordariomycetes; Hypocreales; Nectriaceae
Product: Fn3-like domain-containing protein
Exons: 4
Coding region: 1-2457 (818 amino acids)
Biological process (GO): glucan catabolic process
Molecular function (GO): beta-glucosidase activity
Source: RefSeq, a predicted model, not a curated record
AUGGCUCUCUUCAGGGGCAUCCUUUUUUCAGGCCUCUUCCUGUUGCCCUCUAUCUAUGGCCAGGUUUACAUGGGGGAAGAGCGGUCCAAAGACGCUUUUACCUGGGUCCAGCCCCGCAACACAACAAUCCUUGGGCAGUAUAGCCAUUCAGAACCAGUCUACCCAUCUCCCAAUACUACAGGUGCGGCUGGAUGGGAUGAGGCACUUCAGAAGGCACAAGCCUUUGUCAGCCUGCUCACCCUUGAGGAGAAAGCUGACAUGGUCACCGGGGUACCGGGUCCUUGUGUUGGCAACAUCUACCCUAUCCCACGGCUCUACUUCAGUGGACUUUGCUUGCAGGACGGUCCUGUUUCGCUACGUACUGCGGACUAUGUGAGCGUUUUCCCAGCGGGCGUCACGAUUGCAUCGUCAUGGGACAAGGAGAUAAUGUACGAGAGGAGUCUCGCCAUGGGCCGGGAGUUCAGGGCCAAAGGUGCGCAUAUUGCACUCGCCCCUGCCGUCGGCCCCAUGGGACGAUCUCCUUAUUCCGGCCGGAACUGGGAAGGAUUCUCUCCCGAUCCAUAUCUCAGCGGAGUCGCUAUGGAACUAGGCAUCAAGGGUUUGCAAGACGCAGGUGUCCAAGCGACGGCAAAACACUUUGUUGCCAACGAACAAGAGAUUCUCCGUAAUCCGCUGCUCAUCAACGGUACAUUGAAAUUCGAAGCUAUCUCCUCAAACCUGGAUGAUCGAACUCUGCACGAACUUUACAUGUGGCCCUUUGCGAAUGCAGUUCAUGCCGGGGUAGCUUCCGUAAUGUGCUCGUAUCAGAGAAUCAACGGGUCGUACGCUUGCCAGAACUCCAAGCUGCUCAACGGCUUGCUCAAGACAGAGCUUGGUUUCCAGGGCUACGUCUUGUCGGAUUGGUACGCUACACAUGCUGGAGUAGCUUCCAUCGAGGCCGGCCUGGAUCUUGACAUGCCUGGUACGACAAGGGUGCGCAACAGCGUCCCAGAGCUGGGCAGGUACACGUCAUUUCUUGGUGGCAACAUCACUACGAUGGUGAACAACGGCACUCUCGAUGAGGCGCGGCUGAACGAUAUGAUCCUGAGAAUAAUGACGCCAUAUUACUUCCUUGGCCAAGAUCAAGACUUUCCUUCAAUCGAUCCUUCGACGGUUUCCCUCAACCUCUUUAGUCCUCCAUCAACGUGGUUCCGCGACUGGAACGUCACCAUGGAUGAGCCGAUCCGCGACGUCAGAGAUAACCAUGCACAACUCAUCAGGAAAUAUGGCGCUGCCUCUAUUGUGCUCGUCAAGAAUACCAAGGGGGCGUUGCCGCUGAAAUCACCCCGCUCGAUUGCUGUUCUGGGAAACGACGCCGGCGACAUCACAGAGGGCCCGUUGAACCGGUUCCUGAACGUUGAAUAUGGUACCCUUGCAGUUGGAGGCGGCUCUGGCGCAGCCCGCUUGACCAAUCUGGUAACCCCCCUCGAAGCCAUCAAAACUCGAGCUGCACAGGAUGGCACUUUGGUCGAGUCGUGGCUGAACAACACGCUCAUCGCAGAGUCGAAUGUUACCGAGUUCUGGUCUGCGAGAUACCCAGAGGCUUGUCUCGUGUUCUUGAAGGGCUGGGCCAGAGAGGUCGUGGACCGAGAGAGUCUAGAUCUCGACUGGCAGGCCAAUAAAGUAGUCGAGAACGUUGCUAACUCAUGCAAUAAUACGAUCGUUAUCACGCAUUCUUCGGGGGUAAAUAUUUUGCCCUUCGCUGACCAUCCGAAUGUCACGGCUAUCAUCAUAGCGCACUAUCCUGGAGAACAGUCUGGCAACUCGCUCGUGGACGUUCUAUACGGCGAUACGAAUCCGUCUGGCAAACUGCCAUACACUAUCGCCUAUAACGAGAGUGACUAUAAUACACCGAUCGUUACCGAUAUCGAAACCAGCGGCGUGGAGGACUGGCAGAGCUGGUUUGAUGAGAAGCUCGAGAUCGAUUACCGUUACUUUGAUGCUCAUGAUAUUCCGGUACGCUACGAAUUCGGGUUCGGCCUCUCCUAUACUACCUUUGAGAUGUCGGACAUCAAGGUAAACCAAGCCGAAGGCCAUCAAAAUAUCACAGCUCUCCCGCCUCCAGAACAGGUGGCGUCGCCUGGUGGCAAUCGUGCUCUGUGGGAUACUUUGUUCCACAUGGAGGUCAAGAUUCGCAACACUGGGGGCCUCAGGGGUUCCGCUGUGGCUCAGCUAUAUGUGAGCUUGCCUGAUGACACUCCCCAAGGGACUCCUCCUCGGCAACUUCGGGGAUUUGACAAGAUUGAGCUCUCACCUGGGCAGCAGGGCCUGGCCCGUUUUAACCUCAUGAGGCGUGAUAUUAGCUACUGGGAUACUAUCGCUCAGGAAUGGCGCAUACCUACUGGAGAACUCUCCAUCAGUGUUGGGUUCAGUAGCAGAGAUCUAGUUCAGUUCGCAAAGAUCGCUCCUGUUCUCUAG